GUCGUCCACGUCCACCACCGUCCCGCUCGCUGCCCGCCAUGGACCGCCUCGAGUCUCUCGGAAAUGCGCUCUCGCAGAUCACUAUGUACGACAUCAAGUCGAUGGUCAACCAGGCCAAGAACGUCGUCUUCAACGUGAGUGAAAUGGAGGCCAAGGUUAGGGAUGCCACGAACGACGAGCCAUGGGGUGCGAGCUCGACCCUAAUGCAAGAGAUCGCCCAAGGAACAUUCAAUUUCCAAAACUUCAACGAGAUUAUGCCUGCUAUCUAUUCACGGUUUAUGGAAAAGGAAGCACGCCAGUGGCGACAGAUCUACAAAGCGCUGCAACUGCUCGAAUAUUUGAUCAAAAACGGUAGCGAGCGCGUCGUCGACGAUGCGCGUUCCCAUAUUGGCACCAUCAAGAUGCUCAGGAACUUUUACUAUGUUGACGAGAAGGGCAAGGAUCAGGGUAUUAAUGUACGCAACCGGUCAAAGGAACUCGUAGACCUAUUGGGCGACGUCGAGAAGAUCCGCACUGAGCGCCGAAAGGCGAAGGCAAACAAGCACAAGUACACAGGGGUCGGGAAUGAUGCCUUGAGCUUCAAUUCCGGAGGUGGACGCUACGGUGGCUUUGGUAGCGACAGCUUUUACAGCGGGGGAAGCUACAGUGGGGGCGGAGGCAGCAGCUAUAGCGGUGGCGAUCGUGAUUAUGACCGCUACGACGCCGGCGAGAGCAGAACAUACGGAAGUUCUGGCUCGAACGCGCGCAGGGGCUUCCAAGAGUACGACGCCGGAGACGACGACGUCGUUCCCCGUCGAUCGAACUCCGUGGCAGGCACCAGUUCUUCAGUUCAUGCUUCGACGCCUCAACGUUCUUCAACGCUUCCCCCCGCCCCUAUCGAGCCACCGAAGGCGCAGCCCGUGAUCGACCUCUUGGGCAUGGACGACGAUGCCUUCGGAAGUACCGUUUCGGCACCUCCUGAGAAAGCGCUCCCUCCGACCGGUUCGCAGCCUCUGCAAGGCGGCGGCGACGAUGACUUCGACGACUUCCAGAGCGCGCCCCCCUCCGCUGCCCCUACCAAUAACGCUUUCUUCAACACUGUCCCUGCUGCAGCACCCACGGCGCUCCCUCUACCGCUCUCGGCGCAACCGCUUUCCCCACCUGCGACCCAGACGCAGGUCCCCGCCCAGAAUGCGAACAACCUAUUCAACCUGCUCUCCACCGGGGCUCCCGCGGGCGCCGCCCGGACACCAUAUACGUCCCCGCCUGCCGUCCCGACGCAGAACAUGAUGCGGCCGUUAGUGGCCUCACCUCCUCCGUUGGGUGGGGCCCCCCUGAUCCCCAACAGACCACUCCAGCCCACCUCGCCUCCUCCACGUGCGACGACGACGUCUCCCGGGUUUGGAGGUGGGGCCCCGCAGCAGCAGAAGCCGGCGGCCAGCUUCGACGACCUCUGGAACCUGUCGCUCAGCUCGUCCGCGGCCAGCAAGCCCAACGCGCCCGCUGCGCCGCAGAAGAGCAUGAAGGAUCUGGAGAAGGAGAAGGCGCAGGCGACCUUUUGGGGCGCGGGGCAGAGCAAGCCUCCGGCGGCCGCUGGGUUCGGGGCGUUUGGGGGCGCGAGCGCGAGCGCGGCUCCGCCUGCUUCGUCCCAGUCUGCGAACGGGCUGGACGACUUGCUGUUCUGAGCGACGUCGUGUGUGUGUGGGGCUUUGGUCGGGGUGGUCUGGGGAUAACAUAACUUAGGGAUUUGUUUGCUUUGUGUUUGGUGAUAGAGGUGUUAUAUGAUUCGUUCAUGUGCACGGCUCUAACUAUCUCAAUUAUUACUGAUCGCG
This is a messenger RNA of Dichomitus squalens LYAD-421 SS1, 1811 nucleotides long. Its product is annotated as ENTH-domain-containing protein. The coding region runs from base 39 to 1664 and encodes 541 amino acids. Gene Ontology annotation, molecular function: phospholipid binding; clathrin binding. Gene Ontology annotation, biological process: endocytosis; Golgi to endosome transport. The transcript is spliced from 8 exons. The record is from RefSeq and is a predicted model, not a curated record. Lineage: Eukaryota; Fungi; Basidiomycota; Agaricomycetes; Polyporales; Polyporaceae. Gene Ontology annotation, cellular component: endosome; plasma membrane; clathrin vesicle coat.